GUUUUGCAGUGGCAGGCAAACGCGACGUGGUACACGGUACAGUUUUGGAAAACGGGUUUUCCGACCAUCCAACAACGUUUUCCAUCGAUUGAUCCGCUUGUUGUUUUUCGGGAAUUUUAUUUUUCCAUGGAGAAGUUUGUUGAUUUGUUGUUGUUGAUCCGGGAGUGUUUUGUCUGAUUGAGGCGCCACCGUGGGGGGACGGGGCAUCAUGUUCUAACGCGCGCAGUUUUCGCUGAUAAAAUGCUAAAAUCGUUCUCGCUGUCUCUCUGCCUGCUGCCUCUCUCUAUGCCUUCCACUUAGCAACUUGACCCAGAAAAGACAAUUGUCAGCAAAUAGCUUGAGCGAAAAAUCCCCCCUGAAAUUCCUGUCCGCCUGUCUUGUCUGGCUCGUUUUUCCGUUUGGCGGGCGCCUUCGGUGUGCAUGUAUCUGGUUUAUUCAUUUAUCGCGAUUUGGCCGAGCGUUGCAUGAUCAUUUUCUGCUGGCGUCUCGUCUCCGAUUCCCGUUUAUUUUUUCGACGAAAUUCUGUCGUGAUUUUCUGGAUUAUUUAAUCAGCAAAAAACAACGAAAGUUUGGUAUUGGAUUUGUUUGUGGGAUGAUUGAUUGUUGUGCGUGGUGGUGAUUGAUUGGAGAGCGGCCUGUUGUUCAGCGUGAAGAUGGGCAGUCAAGCGGAAGUCGCGGUGGGACGACGGUUUAUCUGCUGCGUGGGCGCUAAGGAGACCGAUCAGCUGGAGAAGAUCCCCUGGAAGACGGGCAUUAUCCGUGCCGCGGCGGAACAGCCGCUGGCGGAUAUUGAGCAACAGUUCUGCGUGGAGUGGGAUUCUAAGGAUCCGGCGAAUAACAAGCACGAAUGGGUGUAUUUACACGAGACACCGGAAGACGACAGGCACGAAGAUGUGGGCGGCGGCAACUAUUCGUGCUUCCUCGUGGAGGAUAAACUCAUGUGGUACGACGCCGAGAAGCUGUCUUCCAAAAAGGCCAACCAUGCCAGCAAGUUCGCCUUCCGGCCGGUGCUGACAUUUAAAGCGUUGGUGGACAAAUCGAAGAUUGUGGAGAGCGGACGCAUGCCGGUGAUGCUCCUGGCUGACCACUCUCUGGCCUUCGUCGACAAGGACCAAAAUGGCGCCAUUCCCGUGCAGCAGCACCAGACGUCGCUGAGUGUGAAGGGCGAGAGCUGGUCGGUGCCGGCGCCGGAGCAGACGGCCAUCAACGCCUGGUUCGACACGCGGCGCAACCAGUCGCGGUUGUGCGUGGAACGCGACCGCCAGCUGAUCGGCCAGAGCGUCAACGUGUACUGGAAGGACGGCGCCAAGCAGCGCUGGUACGCCGGCUGCCUCAAGGCCUUCAACAACAAGGACGGCACCGUCGUCGUCAUGGACUACAACGUCACACAGGAUCGCAAAGUGGAUCCGCGUCUGGAGGAGAUCCAGAUCAUCAAGGAUCUGGGCCGGGCCAACACCAGCACCACUUCGUCCUCCCCGACGCCGGCGGCCGAAGGGGCGGGGCGUCGACCCAGUCGGCGCGCCGCCGAGCCGGUGGUCAGUGCGCGCAAACCGCCUCCGCCGCCGGUCAAACCGGCGCCCGCCAAACGCGGCCGGAAAGCCUCCAUGAAGAGCAUGAUGGAGAGCGACGAGACGGAUAAAUCAGAAACUCCGCUUUCGGUGGAAAAACCCAAGAAAGUCCCGGCGAAAAAUCAGCGAAAACCCUCGGUGACCCCGCCGGCAUCCAAGAAGCGCUCGCAUUCCGCGAAGGAAUCGUCUUCCGCGGCGAAACGGCCGCGCGGCCGCCCACCGGGCUCCAAAGCCGCCGCUUCCGCGACCAAGACGCCGCCCGCCAAACCGGCGCCCAAAGCCAAAUCCCCGGCGAAGAAGGCCUCCAUUUCGCCGAAAGAGACCAAGAAGAUGGUGUCCGAAGAUGAGGACGACGACGAUGAGGAACCGUUGGCGUUGCCGCGCAACGAUAUCAGCUCGGAGGGCUCAUCGGAUCAGGAGGAGGAGAGCUGGGGAUUGAGCAAGUUCUCCAAGCAGAAACUGGCCAAGAUCACGCCCGGCAAGCGGAAGCAGCGCUCGCCCAGUCCGCCCAAGCCGAAAGCGGAAGCGGCGCAACCGCGUCUCCCGCCGAAAAAACGCAUGGGCCGCGUGUCCCGCGUCGACUCAGACGAAGAAAUCAAAUCCUCGUUGGAAGAGGACGAAGAGAGCGAGGACGGUGGGGAUCUAUCCGAGGACUCGUUAACCAAAACCACCGGCAGCCGCGCCACCCGCGCCAAAGACAGCAAAACGAAGGACACCGUGAAAUCCACCGCCUUCGGGCGCCAAAUGACGGCGCGCGCCAAGAAGCACUACGUCAGCUACGCCGAGGACGACGACACAGACGACGAGGAGAUGGACGUGCCGCCCGCGCGUCUUCCCACCCCGCCUCCCCCGGCGCCGGUGGCGGCGCCCCCUCCGCCGCCCCCGGAAGUGAAAAAGAAGGCCCCCAGUCCGAAAAAAGAGGAACCCAAGGUGGAGAAGCCGCCGGAGGUAGUACCGCCGCCGCCGGUGGUGGUGGCCCCGGCCAAGAAGAAGGGGCGCGGGAAGAAGGAGGCCGCGGAGAAGGCGGAGGCAGUGCGGGAGGGCAAGGAGAAGGAGAAGGAGACGGAGGAGAAGCCGGGGAAGAGUAAUGCGGCUACGCCGGUUAGCGUCGGGAUUCCGACGUGGCCGCAUUUGACGACGAAACCGACACUGACGGCGUCCGCAGCGGGAAGUGGCGACCCGGUGGUCCCGAAGAAGAUGGCCAGAGUCGCCGCGCAACCGCAGCCACAGACUUCCACGGCGGAUUUCGCGCGGGAACGCGUCGGCGGCGGUGACCGCGACGCCCCCGCCGACUAUCUGCACCGCAACAACAACUUCCACCCGGCGCAACCGCCGCCGGCGACAGUCCACGCGGCAGCCGCGCCUCCGUACCCUUCCAACGCCGCCCCGCCCCCCAACGCAGCGCCCCCACCUGUGGAUUAUUAUCAGCCAUCCCCCGGCGGGCAUCCCCACCGCUACCCUACUCCCAGCGCCGCGUCUUACCAGGCGCCGUAUAAUUAUCAGCCGCAGCAGUCCACCGCCAGCCACCCGCAGCCGCCGGUGGCCCAGGCGCAUUCCAACCGCGGAGGCGGCGCGCAUCAGCAAUCAGGCGGGACCACCUCGCCCUUCCGCGCCACCACCCCCUCCCCGUACGUCCCGCGCAACUCCCCCGUCAGCAAUCCGCAACCGGCGCAGAGCGGCACGCCCACCGCCCCCGGCUACCCCCGCUCUUCGGGGACCAGCGCCCCCUACCCGGCCGGCAGCCAGCAGCAACAACAGCCCCCGCAUCCCGGCCAGCAGCAGUUCCCGCCGGGCUUCGCCCCCUUCUUCUACCCAGCCGGGACGCCGUUCGCCCCUGGGGCGCCGGGUGCGUGGGGCGCCGGCGGCGGCGUGGUGAUGGGCGGUCCGGGCGGGUAUCCGCUGCAUCUGCCCGGGCAGGCCGGCCAAUGGGAUCCCAGUAUGAUCUACGCCGGGAUGAUGCCGGCGCAGAUGCGCAGCGCCGAGGAACAGUACCGCAUGGCCGCCGCCGCCGCGAAUAAUCGCGCUGUGCGCUCCACGGCCACGUCGCCGGAUCUGCGGCCCAACAGCAAUCCCUUGACCGGGGUGAUCACGGGCGCCAUGCAGGCCCUGCACAACUUCUCCAUUCCCUCACCGCCCCUGCCCACCGCCGGCGGCUUCCCGCUGCCUUACCACCCAGCCGCCGGGCAGUCACCCGUGGCGCGCAGUUCCCCGGCCAGUCUUCCCGGCAACCUCCAGGAUGCCGCCCCGCCCACCAGCAAGCACGCCACCGAGCCCGCGGCGUCCCGGAAGGCUGUUCCGGAGGUGCCGCCGGCCGCCCGCCAGAGUCCCAAGAUGGGCAAGAAGAAGUCGCCCAGUCCCAAGGAGAAGGAGGCGGUCAGUGGGAAGGGCGGGAAGGUGUCCCCGCCGACCACCACCAGCAGCGCCCCGCAGGCGGGCGAGCCCUGUCCCCUGACCAUGCUCAGCGCCAUUGCCACCUCCAUGAUGCCGGUGGCCACCGGCGGGAAGGAGAAGGACAAGGAGGAGGGCAAGGAGAAGGCGCCGGCGGUGGAGACCGUUGUUGAGAGCAGAUCUCAGAGUAUGAUCAUCGCGGAGAAAUCCGAAACCCUGCCCACACCGACACCCAUCGCGGCGUCCACACUGACCACCACGACGACGACGACGACCACCAACGCGGGGAGCAUUGUGAGUGAACAGGUGACCGCCGGGGCGGGCGGCCGUGUUGAGGCGCCCAUCGCAGCGGCGCCCGUGGUGGCGCAGGAGACGCUGGUCACCGUAGUGGCUGUUGAGACCACCGCACACACACCCCCACCACCCCCCACACUGUCUAACACCACCACCGACGAGGGCGACGCAGGCGGCGGGGCCGAGAAGGUGGCCGCCGCCGCCGCGGCGCCCAUCGUCAGCUAUCCCAACUCGGAUGAGGAGGAGGAGGAUGAGCAGCGGCCGCGGCUGCGCAUCUGUGAUGAGGACGGCGGGAAACCUGGGACUGGGACGGUGGUCAAGGAGGUCGUUGAUGAAAGCAAGGAUUCCGUUGUGGAGAAUAACGGCAUCUCCAGCGACGCGGAAACGAAAGAAAUCCCCUUAACGGAAGCGGCCACGCCCAGCGCCGUGGACGCCACGGAAAAAUCGCCGAUUGUCACCGAGACGGUCACCGUGGAGAUCGCCCCGGAGUCCUCCGCCAACGAAGCGCCCAACACCGAAGAAAUCCCGCUGCCCGACGCCGGUAGCGCGCCGAGCACCUGAACAACACCGAAAACAAGAGAUGCGCGUUGUUUGUUUGUUUGUUGACCGGUGAUCCGGGUUGUUUUGUUUUUCCUCUUCGUCUCUCUCUCGCUACUUCUCUCCUUUAUCGUUUUUCUCGUUUUCCCUUCCCGCGUUGUACGCUUAGCUAAUUUUUUUUGGUGUUUUUUCAAGAAGGAUUUCGUUGGUUUUUAGUGGGUUAUUUUUGAUUAAUGCUUUUUUUACCGUAUUAAUUAAUUACAAAUUAUUAUUAGUAGAACGGGAGUGGUUUUUGUCCUCCCUGGAGAAUGUUUUUUUUCUGCUUUUUUUUGUGGCUGAUGUUUUGUGUAAUUUUAUGUGGAUGCGAUGGCGUGGAAAAUUGAUUAUGCUGUUUUUUUUUAAAAAAAUGGGGCGUUGGCGGAACAAAAUUAUUUCGGAUUAAAAUACGACGAUUUUCUGUGGA
Molecule: messenger RNA, 5250 nt
Organism: Paramacrobiotus metropolitanus
Lineage: Eukaryota; Metazoa; Tardigrada; Eutardigrada; Parachela; Macrobiotidae
Product: nascent polypeptide-associated complex subunit alpha, muscle-specific form-like
Exons: 15
Coding region: 654-4811 (1385 amino acids)
Source: RefSeq, a predicted model, not a curated record